GCGAACGUCCGCCGGUCCGGCUGUAGCGGAGGCCCGGACGGGGGUCGGCGGGAAGUCGGGGGCUCAGCGAAGCCGGAGCGGCCCUGAGCUCCACCCGCUGGGGAGGAGUGAAGCUCUGGGCGCCGCCGCGGAAGGCGGAGGGGUGAAGUCAGGGCUGAGUGGGCGGAAGUGAGGCCCUUGAGAGGGCCGAAGGGGAGCUUGAGCUGUACGGCUCCCUCCCUCCGGGGCGUUGGGGCGGGCACGCACUUGAGCGCACCGCGACACGUUUUCCAAAUGUCAAGCUGUUGCUUUGUCCAAUUAUAGGGCGUAGUAAGCCCACAUCCUGCCGCUGCCCUACCUUGUAUCCUGCUUUGUCAGGUCCACGUGAGACAUGGCACAAGAACGAGGACACUUACAGCUGUCUAGAGCUGAUGCUAUCCGUUCAAGGCUCAUUGACACUUUCUCCCUCAUAGAGCAUUUGCAGGGCUUGAGCCAAGCUGUACCAAGGCACACUCUCCGGGAGAUGCUUGAUCCUUCUUACCAGCAGAAACUCAUGUCAGGAGAUCAGGAGCAGCUAGUGCGCUUCUCCAUCAAGCCUCGGCGAAUGGGGCGCAUCACAUAUUCUCGGCGGUUGCUGAGCAAGCUUCGAGUGCGGUGCAGUCAAAUGCCACCUCUUUCCUUGUGGGCUGGAUGGGUCCUUGAGAGUUCUAUCUUCUCGAAAUUCAUCAUCUCCCUCAUCUUUCUGAAUACCUUUGUGCUGAUGGUCGAAAUAGAAUUGAUGGAGUCCACAAACACUGCUCUGUGGCCAGUGAAGCUGGCUUUGGAGGUGGCAGACUGGUUUAUCUUGCUCAGCUUCAUUGUGGAGAUACUUCUAAUGUGGUUGGCCAGCUUUUUUCUCUUCUGGAAGAAUGCCUGGAAUGUCUUUGACUUUUUUGUUACCUUGUUGUCUCUGCUUCCUGAGUUGGUGGUGCUGUUAGGAGUCCCAGCGCACUCUGUAUGGAUUCAGCUGCUGAGGGUCUCUCGGGUGCUGAGGUCUCUCAAACUGUUUGCACGAUUCCGUCAAAUUAAAGUUAUUCUUUUGGCUCUGGUCAGGGCCCUGAAGAGCAUGACGUUCCUCUUGAUGUUGCUGCUUAUCUUCUUCUACAUUUUUGCUGUGACUGGUGUCUACUUCUUCAGAGAAUAUUCCCGUUCAACUAUCGAGGGCCUGGAGUACAACAUGUUCUUUUCGGACCUACUAAAUUCCCUGGUGACAGUGUUCAUCCUCUUCACCUUGGAUCAUUGGUAUGCAGUACUUCAGGAUAUCUGGAAGGUGCCAGAAUCUAGCCGUGUCUUUAGCAGCAUCUAUGUAAUCCUUUGGUUGCUGCUUGGCUCCAUAAUCUUUCGAAAUAUCAUAGUAGCCAUGAUGGUUACUAACUUUCAGAAUAUCAGAAAUGAGCUGAGUGAGGAGAUGAGCCACCUGGAGGUUCAGCAUAAAGCUGACAUAUUCAAGCGACAGAUUAUCCAGAGGAGACAUCAAUCUGAAUCACUAAGAGGGACCAGUCAAGGAAAGGUCUCCGAAGACAUAAUAGAAACUUCUGAUGCCAGUGAUGAUGAUGAUGAUGAUGAAGAAGAAGAAGAUGAUGAUGACAAAAGCGAUGCUACUGAAAACAAUGGCGACGAAAGUGAGGAAAGCGAUAGCGAGGAUAGCGAGAGCGAGAAAAUUGAUCCCGAGAAAGACUAUGCCAAGAAAAGCUAUCCUGAGAAAAGCCAUCCUGAGAAAAGCUAUGAUGAACAGACUGAAGCUGAAAAAGUAAAAAAAGAGUCGAAAGAAAAAGCCUACCCAACUUCCCCUUCCAACUCAUCCCAUGGCUCCACUGUAGCCAAUAUUGCUUUUCUCGAAAACCUGGACUGGGAGACCCUUGUGCAUGAGAACCUGCCUGGGCUAAUGGACAUGGAUCAGGAUGACCGCGUUGUCUGGCCCAGAGAUUCACUCUUCCGAUAUUUUGAGUUACUGGAAAAGCUUCAGUAUAACCUAGAGGAGCGCAAGAAGUUGCAAGAAUUUGCAGUUCAGGCCCUGAUGAGUUUUGAAGACAAGUGAAGGUACAGUGGGUAACAGCUGUGUCCUUGGACCCAGCAAAAGCUAAUGAGGAAAAUAAUUGGAAUUUAAAAUAUAAAUAUCUAAUAAAUACUGCUAAUGAAUA
Molecule: messenger RNA, 2159 nt
Organism: Mus pahari (shrew mouse)
Lineage: Eukaryota; Metazoa; Chordata; Mammalia; Rodentia; Muridae
Gene: Catsper2
Product: cation channel sperm associated 2
Exons: 13
Coding region: 371-2056 (561 amino acids)
Biological process (GO): flagellated sperm motility; transmembrane transport; monoatomic ion transport
Cellular component (GO): CatSper complex; membrane
Molecular function (GO): calcium-activated cation channel activity
Source: RefSeq, a predicted model, not a curated record